CAGCAAACAACGGGCCAGACUUCGGAGGUAACAAGAGAUUUUAGAAGUUGUCGAGUCGUUGUGGCUGUAAGCUGUUAAGAUGAUGCAGUCCAUGAUGUCUGUUCUAGUUAUGCUCCUACUGUGGACCUGUCUAAUCAGUAUAUGCUCGGCUCAGAUGGGAUGUCAUAACCCAUGUCCCUUGUCAUAUUAUCCGGUGUGUGGUUUUGAUGACGUCACGUAUAGCAACAUGUGUAUGUUUCAUAACCAGAGGAGGUGUGUCAAUCCGCAUCUAGCUGUACGUCAUAGAGGAGUAUGUGGAGAAAGCAGAGACUGUUAUGACAACGAAGAUGGCAAAUGGUGGGAAAUGAAUUCCAGAAAAGAGAAUUGGAGGACUUGCAAAGAAUGCACAUGUGUCGGUAAAGUGUGGGCAUGCUCACAAUGUACCACAGGUAAAACGUAUUGUCCUGAACGCUCAUGCCCAUGGCCUUGUUACUAUGGUUACCGUGUAGAAACUAAUGGAUGCCAAAGUUGUGACUGUAUGCCCCGUAAAUACUGGUACCUCGCCGUGAAGGGGAACAACCACUAUAAUUGGCGACAAGCAUACUGGUACAGACGCCGUCAGGGCAGGCAGGGAUAGAGAUGAGCCACGACAGCCUGGCAGAUUACGGCCUAGAAAGAUGUUUUUUAUGAUUUAUAUUUUAUUCUAUUUUGGUUUAUGUCUUGGUCAUAUUAUUAUGGAAUAAAUAUUAUUAAAUACUUUCAGUACACUAUGUUGUAAUUUCUUUUAAAAUACGUAAAUUAAAAAAAAAAACUAUUCCUAAUAAAUGGAUAGGGCUGGGGUCGUUAACUGUACAUUGAUUGAUGAAGAAAAUACAAAUGUACAAGAGAUACAAAAAAUUAUUAUUACUAUUAUUACUAAUAUUACUAAUAUUACUAUUAUUGCUAUUAUUACUACUAUUAUUCCCAUUAUUAUUGUUGUUGUUUUUAU
This is a messenger RNA of Anneissia japonica, 967 nucleotides long. RefSeq lists its product as uncharacterized. The coding region runs from base 80 to 616 and encodes 178 amino acids. The transcript is spliced from 5 exons. The record is from RefSeq and is a predicted model, not a curated record. Lineage: Eukaryota; Metazoa; Echinodermata; Crinoidea; Comatulida; Comatulidae. Gene Ontology annotation, molecular function: protein binding; serine-type endopeptidase inhibitor activity.